AUGCACCCAUUCACAGCUUACGCUCUUGGCGUCGCGGUCGUCGGCCUCGUCGUGUACGCAGUUGUCGAUGCUGUUGGCAAGUACGACAAGAGGUACAAUGUCCAGAACAUGCCUGGCCCAUGGCAGCUACCCUGGAUUGGGCGCAUUCACGAUCUCCCCAUCGAGUUCAUGUGGCUGAAGUUCAAGGAGUGGGCCGAAAUUCAUGGUCCCAUCUACCGGACGAAGAUGUUGGGCGCGAACUUCAUUAUCAUCAGUGAUGAGAAGAUUGCAGAGGACAUGCUUGUAAAGAAGGCGAAGUUGUAUUCCGAUCGACCCGAGAUCAAGUCGUUGUUUGAUGCGAAGAGCACAUACGGCUCAAUGGAGUACCUGCCUCUCAUGGGAAAGAACCAAUACUGGGCUCGUCAACGAAAGUUCACUCACUCUUACCUUACCGGUGCGACCAAUGUACGCUACAACGGCAUCAUGGAGUUUGAAGCCAAGCGAUGGAUGGCCAGGCUCUUGGAAAACCCCGAUGAUUUCAGCUUUUCGCUCGAAGACAUGUGCUCCAAGGUCAUGUGCCAGUUGACAUGGGACGACCCCUCGCUCAGUAUCCCUCUUACACCCAGCGCAUGGGGACUGCUCACUCAGAUGUCUCCCGCCGGCCCGAUCACCAACGUCUUGACUCCUCUCUGGGAUUGGGUUCCCGAACCGAUCAACCCCUGGAAGCUUCGGGAGCGCAAGCGCCACGACGAACAGCAAGCCUUCUUCAUGCAGUGCCUCCAAAAGACCAAGAAGAGCGUGGAAAUGGGUAAGCAAAGGUCGUGCUUCACCAAGAGCUACCUGGAAACUGCCGAAAAGUCGAACAUCUCUGGGGAUUACGAGGCGUCUUGCGUGAUCGGAAUGAUGGCCCUCGUUGGCAUCUUCACUGUCACUGGACCCAUCUACUACUUCUUGAUCAGCAUGGUCCACCACCCCGAAUGGCAGGUCAAGUGCCAGGAUGAGAUUGACCGCGUUUGCGGUAACAACCCCCCUGCCGUCGCCGACCUGCCCAAUCUUCCCAUCCUCCGUGCUUGCAUCAAGGAGACAAUGCGAUGGAAGCCAACCGUACCUACUGGUGUCGCACACGAGGCCGAGGCCGACGAUUGGUUUCAAGGGUACUUCAUCCCCAAGGGCACACGUAUCCUUCCUCUCGACUGGGCUUUCCUUCGCAACCCUGUUAAGUACCCUCAGCCCGAAGAAUUCCGUCCCGAGCGAUGGUUGGAAGCCGGAUGGCCCACUUUCCAAGAACCUUUGACCAAGUACCCUGAUAUCGUCGGCAUGACUUCUUUCGGUUGGGGUCAGCGCCAAUGUUUGGGCAUGUCCAUCACACGUGACGAGACGGUGACAGGCUGCGGAGCGUUGAUGUGGGCCUUUAAUCUCAGGCGCAAGGUCGACCCAGUCUCAGGCAAGGAAAUCGAAGUACCACUGAACAAGUCCAACUCUUUGCUUAUCAUCAAGCCGGAUCCGUGGGAGAUGGCGUUUCAGCCCAGGAGCGAGAGCCGCAAGCAGGAAGUGAUUCAGCUCUGGAAAGAGGCUGAAGCGAAAGACAUCCAGGAGCGUGCCGCAUUUGCGAAGGCAUCUGAGAUGAACAUUCUUGUAGAGCCAUAG
Messenger RNA from Alternaria burnsii, 1626 nucleotides. Its product is annotated as cytochrome p450 2c30. Bases 1 to 1626 code for a protein of 541 amino acids. The transcript has 3 exons. Gene Ontology annotation, molecular function: iron ion binding; monooxygenase activity; heme binding. The record is from RefSeq and is a predicted model, not a curated record. Lineage: Eukaryota; Fungi; Ascomycota; Dothideomycetes; Pleosporales; Pleosporaceae.